AACUUUUGUUUUUCAUGUGAGAGGUGGAGAUUGUGAACACCAGAUGCUUAUUAUGCUCUUGAUACCACUUUUCAUAACACCUAUUUAUAGAUGUCAGUAUUUUAUGCUUUGGAAACAUUUGGAUUAAGAUUAUUAAUCAUUAUGAUUCGGGCACCACGAUGAAACUAACCUGCUUUCUUUUAUUCUAGUUUCUUAUACAAUGUUAAUCUGUUUGUGUGAUGGUAGGCUUUAAAAUAUAAUGUUUCGGCGGUGUCUAUUAAGUUUAUAUAUAGAUAGGCAGGAGAUGAUGCCAAUCUUCCCAUAUGCAGGUAGUAGGAUGACUCAGAACUUUUAAGUUACCUUUUUUCCUUUUAUGGGUCAUAAUAGUGACCUCUGGAGCGUCACAGACUGUAUGGUAUUGGUUUGGUUAUGGGAUUCUCAAUGUGGAUUAGUUGGCCUAAUCAACAAUGUAAAAUGUAUUAAAUGGCCUCUCAAGGUGCAUAAUAUUCCUCCAACUGCCCAAGCAACUACUUCCAAGUUUCAAUGCAUGAAUGAUGCUGGCUAGGAUCAUAUUUUGCGCUGCAGUCCUUUUGGCAACACUCGCUGUGAUUCUUCUGGCUUUGGUUUCUCCAGUACCCGAAAGAAAGCCGUUACAGCCUUGGCUGGACCUUUCCUUGUACAUCCAGCAGCCACACAUUGCAAGCUCCAAUGCGCAUCAAUCGGUGGCACAAUCAGACCCCGGGGCAUUCAUCUUCCACCGCAAGCUCACGGAGGGACCCGAGAACACCUCUCGGGUAGUCGGAAAAGCCCAAGGUUUCAUUAUCCCUAUGGAAGACUUUGCACAAUCAGCAUUCAAUAUUAUCUACUUAACCUUUCACACGCCUGAGUAUUCCGGCAGCCUUAGCGUUCAGGCCAAGCAUGUUUCCCGCAAAGACACAGAAGAGCUCACUGUGAUGGGUGGAACAGGAUCAUUUGCUUUUGCUCGGGGACUGGCUGUCUUUGCUCAGACGGAUCAGCAAUCGUCGGGUGUCGAAUCCACUUAUCAUGUAAAGCUGCAGCUUAGAUUUCCCAAUCAGUCUCGGACUACGGUAGGCUGAUGAACCUGUUUUGAUUGAAUUUAUUGCUUAUAUGAAUCGGCCUAUAGAUAAUUAGAUGUCGACUUGGAGCUAAUUGCGAUAAGCCCUUCUGAUUAUUGAUAUAUUGAAGCCAUCUAUCGGAUUUGUAGCAAUCGAAAUUCUUACAGGUUUAAAAUAAGAGAAGCAAGCUGUUGAUGAUAGUAA
Molecule: messenger RNA, 1259 nt
Organism: Rosa chinensis
Lineage: Eukaryota; Viridiplantae; Streptophyta; Magnoliopsida; Rosales; Rosaceae
Product: dirigent protein 1
Exons: 1
Coding region: 531-1076 (181 amino acids)
Source: RefSeq, a predicted model, not a curated record